This is a messenger RNA of Culicoides brevitarsis, 1371 nucleotides long. RefSeq lists its product as uncharacterized. Gene Ontology annotation, biological process: protein modification by small protein removal. Gene Ontology annotation, molecular function: peptidase activity. The coding region runs from base 156 to 581 and encodes 141 amino acids. NCBI's taxonomy places the organism in Eukaryota, Metazoa, Arthropoda, Insecta, Diptera, Ceratopogonidae. The record is from RefSeq and is a predicted model, not a curated record. The transcript is spliced from 3 exons.
UUCUCUUCAAUUUUAAUUCAAUAAAUUUUUUUUGAGAGAAGAGAGACUUUUGAGCAAAAUAAAUAAUUUUAUCAAAUAAAAAAUUUACUCACACAUUUCAGUCUGAAUUAGUUUACGUUCAAGAAUUGUUCGUUUUUAAUAAUUUUCGCUUAAAAAUGCCUCAUAAAGUCUAUUUAUGGGCUGAUCCUAUCUCCGAUGGGCUUGUAACAAGUUUUGUCUAUCACACAACGAUUUGUAUUGAAUUCGAUAAUGGCAUCAAAUAUUUGUUCUCUUACAAUGACAAAGGAUUAAACACAUCUCCAGCGGGAAAGCAAAAGCCUGAAAAGAUUCAUUAUCUUGGAGAAACUGAAAAAUCCUUACCUGAAGUCAUUCAAUAUGCGUAUGAACUUCAAAGCACGAAAUAUUGUUCCUACGACGUUUUAACCCGAAACUGCAACCAUUUCUGUAACGAUUUGUCUCUAUGGCUCUGUGGCGAAAUCAUUCCCGGGCAAUACAUAAUGCAAAGUAUGCUCGUGGCUACUAAUCCUGUGUUGUUAGUUGGUUGUUUGGCAUUCCAAUCGGGAUCUUCAAAGUCAUCAUAAACCUUUUUCAUCAAAAAUUUCAUCACAAAAUGAGAUUAUGAGUCAUCAAAACCGGCAAAAAUUAUUCUCUCAUUAAAUUUCUCUCAAUUCAACACAUUUACACGUCAAUAAAAGCAAAUAUUUCAAUCGUCAAUUAUAAAAUACGAAAUCUAUGUAUGAGUGAGUCUAUUUAAAAUUCCGAGAAUUGUUUGCGAAUUCAGUAUCAAAGUGUUUCUUCACAUGAAUUGAUAAAUUUUACGACUUUAAUUUAAAUUUUUUGAUCGAAAAAUGUCUCACGACGUCUUUUUGUGGGCUGAUCGACUGACAAAUAACGUACUUGCAAGUGCCUUUUUCCACACCUCAAUUUGCAUCAAGUUCGAUAAUGGUCUAAAAUAUGUGUUUUCGUACAAUGAUCAAGGGCUGAACACAUCUCCAGCGGGAAAUCGAAAUCCUGAACGAUUACAUUAUCAGGGGACAACGAACAAAUCCUUGCCAGAAGUCAUUCAGUAUGCCUAUCAUCUUCAAAGUACGAGAUAUGCAACGUACGACGUCGCUACGACAAAUUGCAAUCAUUUCAGCAACGAUUUGUCGGUUUGGUUGUGCGGCGAGAUAAUUCCUGUGAAUUAUAUCAUGCAAGGAGUGAUAGCAGCACCUUUGAAAGUGUUUGGGGGAUCGUCUUCGUUUGGAUCGAGAUCGUCUUUUUCAUGAUAAUUACGUUUCUUUUUGAAAAAAUAUUGAAUUAUUCGCUAAAAAUAAAAGAAAAAUAUUUUUAUUUAAAAAAAAUUAUUUAUAAUUUUAUUAAUUUUUUAAA